Messenger RNA from Durusdinium trenchii, 531 nucleotides. NCBI's taxonomy places the organism in Eukaryota, Dinophyceae, Suessiales, Symbiodiniaceae. The record is from the annotation of a GenBank genome assembly.
AUGGCAUAUCUCAGCUUCAACGAGACGGUAAAUGCAAACCUGAAGUUUACGUCAGACAACUCUGCCGAAAAUGAGGAGAUGCUCAAGAAGGAUUUGCCAUUGCGGUACACAUGGUCCAUUUGGGAGCAGAUCAUGGCAAACGACAAGGCAGCAGCCUAUUCCGAUGCCACUCACAAGGUUGCUGCAUUCUCGACUGUGCAGGAAUUUUGGAAGCUUUGGAACCACAUGCCGCAACCUUCCGAGCUCUUUGAGCAGAAGCGCAUGGUGAGAGAGCAACCUGAUGGCCUGCACGUCAUUGAUGCGAUCAUGAUAUUCCGCGAGAACAUCCGUCCAGAGUGGGAGGACAAGAUGAACACAAACGGAGGUCAUUUUCAGUUUCAGCUCAAGCCAACCGUUGGCGGUGGACAGGUUGACGAGUAUUGGAACAACCUGGUGCUUGGCGUGAUUGGUGCAACGAUCGAGCCUGCCAAUAUGAUCACUGGAAUUCGACUUGUGAGAAUCUCAGCAAAGGGAGCUCAGCGUCCAUCAUAG